Molecule: messenger RNA, 1549 nt
Organism: Melozone crissalis (California towhee)
Lineage: Eukaryota; Metazoa; Chordata; Aves; Passeriformes; Passerellidae
Product: solute carrier family 2, facilitated glucose transporter member 11-like
Exons: 12
Coding region: 34-1539 (501 amino acids)
Biological process (GO): monosaccharide transmembrane transport
Cellular component (GO): membrane
Molecular function (GO): hexose transmembrane transporter activity
Source: RefSeq, a predicted model, not a curated record
GCGGGGCUGAGCUCCGGGCGGCAGGAGGGAGGGAUGGCGCCCCGGCACACGCUCCCCAGCUGGACGUUGUUCCUGGCUGUUUGUGCAGUUGGAAUUGGAGGCACCUUUCAGUAUGGGUACAAUGUCUCUAUUAUCAAUGCACCCACUCAGCAUAUACACAAGUUCUUAAAUGAGACCUGGAGCAGUCGUUAUCACAAGGAGCUAAAUGCAGAUUUGCUGACUUUUCUUUGGUCUGUCAUUGCUUCCAUCUUUUCCCUCGGAGGCCUCUGUGGAGCCUUGUUUGGAGGCAGCAUGGCCAUACGCCUGGGCAGGAAAGGAGCUCUUUUGAUGAAUAAUGUUAUAGCAAUACUAGCCUCCAUUUUAAUGGGGAUCAGUUUUCCUACAGGAUUGUUUGAGUUACUGAUUGCUGGAAGGUUUUUGAUUGGCAUAAAUUCAGGUGUUGGGCUCUGUGUGCAGCCUCUUUAUAUUGGGGAGUUUGCCCCAAAGCACCUCAGAGGUGGCUUGGCCAUGGGGACUUCCAUCUUUCUGACUGGGGGAAUUCUGACAGGACAAAUAAUUGGUUUGAGAGAAUUAUUGGGUGGAGAAAAGCAGUGGCCUCUGUUGCUAUCCAGCAGCUGUAUUCCAGCAUUAGCCCAACUGUUAUUCCUUCCAUGGUUUCCUGAAAGUCCCAGAUAUCUUCUUAUUGACAGAGGUGAUGAGCUGAGCUGUGCCAAAGCUUUGAAGCGAUUUCAUGGUUCCUCAGAGUACCGCAGGGAGCUGGAGGACAUCCAGCGGGAAUGCUUUGCCUUGCAGGGGGAGAAGCCCAGGAAGCCCUGGCAGUUGUUCACUGACCCUGCUGUGAGAUGGCAGCUCAUCACUGUCAUCGUGAUGACCAUGGGCCAGCAGCUCAGUGGCAUUAAUGCUAUUUAUUUCUAUGCAACGUACGUUUUUGAACAAGCUGGGAUCGUGGCAGAAAAAAUCCCGUAUGUGACACUUGGCACUGGAGUUUGUGAGUGUCUCACAGCCCUCUCCUGUGGUUUACUGAUAGACUAUGUGGGAAGAAGAUGCCUUAUCAUUGGGGGUUAUCUCCUCAUGACUCUCUGGUGCACUGUUCUGACCUUCUCUCUGACUUACCAGGAGCUGUACUCCUGGGUGCCUUACAUGAGCAUGAUGUGUGUGUUUGCCUUCAUCUUGAGCUUUGGGCUGGGCCCAGGUGGCAUAACAAACACCCUAACAGCUGAGUUAUUUGUGCAGUCCUCACGUCCUGCUGCCUACAUGAUUGCAGGCACUGUGAGCUGGAUUAGUUUCUUCACGGUUGGGAUGCUCUUCCCCUUCAUAGUGAAUGGACUGAAGCAGUAUUGUUUUGUGGUGUUCUUACUGGAGUGUUUCUUUGUUGCUGCCUUCAUCUUCCUCGUAAUUCCUGAGACAAAAAACAAAUCUUUUCUGGAAAUCAAAAAGGAAUUUAACAAGCUUAACUUUGGAAGAAAUGCCAGGAAAAAGGAAACGGAGCUUUAUGAAAGAAGGCAACUCCAAGAUGAAUUUUUAAAGGUUUCUGCAUAAUUUCACAAAU